This is a messenger RNA of Tupaia belangeri chinensis (Chinese tree shrew), 852 nucleotides long. Its product is annotated as olfactory receptor 476. NCBI's taxonomy places the organism in Eukaryota, Metazoa, Chordata, Mammalia, Scandentia, Tupaiidae. Gene Ontology annotation, cellular component: membrane. Gene Ontology annotation, biological process: G protein-coupled receptor signaling pathway. The transcript is spliced from 2 exons. Gene Ontology annotation, molecular function: G protein-coupled receptor activity; olfactory receptor activity. The coding region runs from base 1 to 852 and encodes 283 amino acids. The record is from RefSeq and is a predicted model, not a curated record.
AUGGUGAAGAACCACACUCAAGUCACCUGGUUCCUCCUGCUGGGGCUCACGGAACAAGAAGAGCUCAAGGGCAUCCUCUUUGUGCUCUUCCUGCUCAUCUACUCAAUCACCCUCAUGGGCAACCUGGGUGUAAUCAUCCUGAUCCACACAGACCCGCAGCUCCACACACCCAUGUACUUCUUCCUGAGUGUCCUCUCCUUCAUAGACUCCUCCUUUUCCACAGUGGACACACCCAGGCUGCUGGAGAGCUUCCUGACUGCAGGCCAGUCCAUCUCCUUCACAGGCUGUGCAAUCCAGAUGGCCCUCAUGACUCUCCAUGGCACUGCUGAGUGUCUGCUCUUGGCCAUCAUGGCCUAUGACCGAUUUGCUGCCAUCUGCCACCCUCUCCUCUACCACACCGUCAUGUCCCAACAUCUGUGUGUCCUGCUGGUGGUAGCCACCUAUGCUUCUUCUGUUGCCAACUCAGCUUUGUUAACAGGGUACGUCUUCAAGCUGCCUUAUUGUGGCCCUAAUGUCAUUAAUCACUAUUUCUGUGAUAUCCCCCCUGUACUCCUUCUUGCGGUCUCCUAUGCCUACAUACUAGUGACUGUCUGCCGGAUGCAUUCCCUGGAGGCCCAGAACAAAGCGCUGUCCACCUGUGCCUCUCACCUCACCACCAUCUGCCUCUUCUAUGGCACCAUCACCUUCAUGUAUGCUCAGCCAAGCUCUCACAAUCCCAUGGGACAAAACAAGGUUGUGUCUGUCUUCUACACUGUUGUCAUCCCCAUGCUGAACCCUCUCAUCUACAGCCUAAGGAAUAAAGAUGUGAAAGCUGCUUUAAAGAGAAGAUGUCUUAGGAAGCUGCCUUCCUAA